AUCCUUCCAGAAGGCAGAUCCGCAGGAGGCUGUCAAUUGCCUGCUCCGCGCCAUCGAGAUCUACACAGACAUGGCCGUGGCGCACUACGAGCAGGCGGCCGAUUACUACCGAGGGGAGGAAUCCACCAGCUCAGCCAACAAGUGCCUGCUGAAGGUGGCGGCGUACGCGGCGCAGCUCGAGCAGUUCCCGCGCGCCAUCGACAUCUACGAGCAGGUCGGGCCUUCCUCCCCUCCUCCUCCUCCUCUUCCUCGGUCAGGACUGGAGCAUUUCUUCAGGGCCGCCCUCUGCCACUUCUGCGUCGACAUGCUCAACGCCAAGCUGGCGCUGCAGCGUUACGAGGAAAUGUUCCCGGCCUUCUCCGACUGCCGCGAGUGCAAACUGCUCAAGAAGCUGCUGGAGGCUCACGAGGAGCAGAACGUGGACGCCUUCACCGACGCCGUACGUGCCAAAAACCUCCCAAAAUCACCCCAAAAUCACCCCAAAAUCACCCCA
Molecule: messenger RNA, 493 nt
Organism: Pyrgilauda ruficollis (rufous-necked snowfinch)
Lineage: Eukaryota; Metazoa; Chordata; Aves; Passeriformes; Passeridae
Product: alpha-soluble NSF attachment protein-like
Exons: 7
Biological process (GO): regulation of synaptic vesicle priming; SNARE complex disassembly; intracellular protein transport
Cellular component (GO): vacuolar membrane; synaptobrevin 2-SNAP-25-syntaxin-1a complex; terminal bouton
Molecular function (GO): syntaxin binding; soluble NSF attachment protein activity
Source: RefSeq, a predicted model, not a curated record